AUUUGCAUUCAUUUUUAAAUCAUGGCCAAAAGUUUAAGAAGUAAGCGUAAAAGAAAAUUCAGAGCAAUCAAACGUGUUAAAAACGGCGUAAAAGAGUUAGAAAAAUUAAAAAAAGUUGUUAUCAAUUUAAAAUCCUUAGAAGAUGUGGUUAUAUCAAAACCUGAUAUUCUCUCCAUAAAAGAUAGCCAAAAAAUGGAAGUAAUAAAACAAUAUAAUACAAAGACUCAUAAAGAUGAACAUGGUCAGUAUCCAAAAUGGAUGAAUCAAAGGACUGUUGGUGAUCCACAAUUUUUUUUUCAUUCUGAUAUGACUGCAAAACCAGGGGCGGACUGGCGACGUUACGACCUCUUGGGCAUUUUUUUUAUAGCGGCCUCGUUUUUAUGGGGGCUUCGCCCCCAUACCUCCUAUUUUGCAGGCCUUCGGCCCGCUUUUGCUUGGCCUUCGGCCGUGUUCCCUUAAAUUCUUUAAAUUAUAAAUUUUUAUUACUUGUUAUUU
Molecule: messenger RNA, 495 nt
Organism: Gordionus sp. m RMFG-2023
Lineage: Eukaryota; Metazoa; Nematomorpha; Gordioida; Chordodea; Parachordodidae
Product: protein LLP homolog
Exons: 3
Coding region: 22-459 (145 amino acids)
Biological process (GO): dendrite extension
Cellular component (GO): nucleolus
Molecular function (GO): RNA binding
Source: RefSeq, a predicted model, not a curated record